Molecule: messenger RNA, 186 nt
Organism: Phytophthora sojae
Lineage: Eukaryota; Oomycota; Peronosporomycetes; Peronosporales; Peronosporaceae
Exons: 1
Source: RefSeq, a predicted model, not a curated record
AUGAUGCAGCACAUCUCAACGGCAAUCAAACGCGCAACAGGCACGCCGCCUCCUUCCUCCAUGACAGAGCAGCAAGCUGCCAUGCUCUGCAUCGCUGGUGUCAACAGUCUGCAGCUCAAGACUAGCCGUCAUACCCGCCGACCAACCCAACUGAAAGUCACGACUAUGCUGCGUCUAGUUAGAGAG